GAAAGUGUUGGAAGCAUGGGUGUUGAUGUGUUGUUGUUUUCAGAAAUUAGGUGCCAGGAACAAAAGAGAAGAAUGUCUGACCGAAUAGACCUCGACAAACCUCUAUGGAACCAAGACACAUUUUAUGGUCGUCUAAGGUAUUUUGCUUGGGUUACAAACCCAUCCACAUGUUUAACACCAACAAGUAAACUCUUUGAAGCUAGAGAUCUUGUAAAUAAAUACAGGUUGCAACAGGAACCUCCACAUACAACACGAGAACAAGUUUUGAAAGCCCAUCGUCUAGUUUUAUCUGCCUUCCAUCCUGACUCUGGUGAGUUACAGAACUUCAUUGGCAGAAUGUCUUUUCAGGUACCUGGUGGAAUGUUGCUCAUUGGGUGUAUGAUUAGUUUCUACCGCACAAACUCUGCUGUGAUUUUUUGGCAAUGGGCCAAUCAGUCUUUCAAUGCGCUUGUGAAUUACACCAACAGAAAUGCAGGAUCUGACAUAUCCCAAAAGAAGCUGGCUAUUGCUUAUGUCAGUUCAACUACAUCAGCUUUGGUUGCAGCUCUUGGACUCAAGGCUAUCUUAGCUCAACGCACAACUGGCAUAUUGCAGCGUUUUGUUCCUUUCACUGCUGUUGCAGCAGCUAACAUUGUAAAUAUUCCUUUAAUGAGACAAAGUGAAUUUCUUGAUGGAAUCAUUGUGUAUGAUGAAAAUAAGAAUCCUGUGACAACAUCAAAGUAUGCUGCUGUCAAAGGAAUUAGUCAAGUGGUAUUCUCAAGAAUUAUAAUGGCUGCACCAUCAAUGCUUCUCCUACCAGUAUUAUUCCAACAUCUGGAAAAAUACCGUUGGAUGCAGCGUUUCAAAAUACUCAAUGCGCCACUCCAAGUCUUGGCUUCUGGAGCCUUAUUACUUGUGAUGACGCCAACAGCCUGUGCACUCUUUCCCCAGAGAUGUUCUAUACUCACUUCUAAGUUGUCUCUACUUGACAAGAAAAAUCUUGAAGAACUGAAAGAGAAAUAUGGUGCCAACAACAUUCCUGAGAGAGUGUACUUCAACAAAGGCCUUUAAAUUAUUGAAAAUUCCAGCUCUAACUGCCAUUAAAUAAUUUAAUCAAUACUUUGUAUAUAUAUAAA
This is a messenger RNA of Octopus sinensis (East Asian common octopus), 1115 nucleotides long. Its product is annotated as sideroflexin-2-like. Gene Ontology annotation, molecular function: monoatomic ion transmembrane transporter activity. Gene Ontology annotation, cellular component: mitochondrial inner membrane. The coding region runs from base 16 to 1050 and encodes 344 amino acids. Gene Ontology annotation, biological process: serine import into mitochondrion; monoatomic ion transport. The transcript has 11 exons. NCBI's taxonomy places the organism in Eukaryota, Metazoa, Mollusca, Cephalopoda, Octopoda, Octopodidae. The record is from RefSeq and is a predicted model, not a curated record.